AUGAGCCAUCUUAGAGGGUCAAUUAAAAAAAUUGAUGAAGCAUUAAGUUUGAAAUGGAUAAAAUUAAAUAAAAUUACUUAUAUUGAUUGUAAAGGAAAUGAAAGAUUUUGGGAAUCAGCAUCAAGAACUACAAAGAAAGGAGAUACAGAUGGAGUUGAUAUAUUAGCAACAGUGAAAAAAGAUGGUAAAAAAUAUUUAAUUGUUGUUGUUCAAUAUAGAGUUCCAGUUGAUAAUUUAGUGAUUGAAUUUCCAGCUGGUUUAGUUGAUAAUGAUGAAAACUUUGUAAAUUCUGCAAUUAGAGAAUUAAAAGAAGAGACUGGUUAUAGAACAACUCCAGAUAAAGUAUUAUUAACAUCACCAAUUUUACCAUUGGAAUGUGGUAUGAGUUGUGCUAAUGCUAGAAUGGUUGUAAUUGAUUUGGAGGAAACAAUUUGUGAAGAACAAGAAUUAGAAGGUUCAGAAAAUAUUGAUAUAUUUUAUUUACCAAUGGAUAAUUUAUUUAAUGAAUUGGAGGAAUUAAGAAAGAAAUUAAAUUGUGUUGUUAGUAUUCAAUUAUAUACAUUUGCAUUGGGUUUAAAUUUUAAUAAUUUUUUUAAAUAA
This is a messenger RNA of Dictyostelium discoideum AX4, 600 nucleotides long. RefSeq lists its product as hypothetical. Gene Ontology annotation, molecular function: metal ion binding; hydrolase activity. The transcript has 3 exons. The coding region runs from base 1 to 600 and encodes 199 amino acids. The record is from RefSeq and is a predicted model, not a curated record. Lineage: Eukaryota; Evosea; Eumycetozoa; Dictyosteliales; Dictyosteliaceae.